AAAUUCUCCAUUAUAUUAAGUUUGUUAUAUCAUUGUCGUUGUCGUUUAGGCAGACCGAAUGAUCGAAUACUGACAGCAUAAACGUGUUACACUACUACAUUUGAUAAACCUUAAAAACAUAUUUUGAAAUUACCAAAAUGGUUCUACUAGAAAAUGAUACGUUUUUAGUGGAAUUAAUACGACUUUUCGAUAAAUGUCGAUUUUCUGGUUCUAUAGUAUUUACUAUUAAAAGAUUUAAUGGACACAACAAACCAGUGCCAAGAAAAGGCAAGCCUGCGUUACCAACACCAGCUGAAUUUCUUUGUUUAAUAAGAGCUACAUGCAGAUCCAAAAAGAUUUCUACUGUUGUACAUAUUAAGGACAUAAAUAAGUUCCAUCAAGCAUAUUGGAAUUCGUUAAAGUCAAGUAUCAAUGGCCUUAAGAAACUAAAAAAGGUUAAAUCUGCAAAACCUAAAGUUCAUUAAUAUUGUGACAAUUCAGUGUUUGAUAUUUACUUAUUACAUGUGUUAUUAAAAUUUUUUGUAUAACACAAAACAUAUUUUCCCUAAUGUAUAAUGCAAUACUGCCUAAGAAAUAAAUCACAAUGUAAUAAUUUACAGCAUAAAAAUACAUGUCAAUACAAAUACAUUGUUGAAUUUUUGUAUGUAAAUAUAUAUAAAAUAUAAUUAUUGUCAACGCGA
Molecule: messenger RNA, 680 nt
Organism: Bombus huntii
Lineage: Eukaryota; Metazoa; Arthropoda; Insecta; Hymenoptera; Apidae
Gene: Srp14
Product: signal recognition particle 14 kDa protein
Exons: 4
Coding region: 138-464 (108 amino acids)
Biological process (GO): SRP-dependent cotranslational protein targeting to membrane
Cellular component (GO): signal recognition particle, endoplasmic reticulum targeting
Molecular function (GO): endoplasmic reticulum signal sequence receptor activity; 7S RNA binding
Source: RefSeq, a predicted model, not a curated record